This is a messenger RNA of Patiria miniata (bat star), 2415 nucleotides long. RefSeq names its product small subunit processome component 20 homolog. The record is from RefSeq and is a predicted model, not a curated record. The transcript is spliced from 15 exons. NCBI's taxonomy places the organism in Eukaryota, Metazoa, Echinodermata, Asteroidea, Valvatida, Asterinidae. The coding region runs from base 90 to 1592 and encodes 500 amino acids. Gene Ontology annotation, cellular component: 90S preribosome; small-subunit processome; nucleolus.
AAGGACUGCUUCUCACGGCUAGAACAGACUCAGACCAGAGCUCCCUUGAGAAGCACUGGAUAGCCAAUCCAGGCAUUACUGUGGAUGCUAUGUUGAUCUAUAUUCACGGACUGGCAACAGAGACCAUUCCAUUCCUCAACCCCAGUGACAGUGACAAGGCCAAGACCAAACCACCGGACCCCCAGGCUGGCCCAGAAAGCUGUUAUCUCCUCCCACCAACCCCCAAGAAGGGCGGAGUCGCACCCAAAGUCAGCAAAAAGACCAACAUGCACCUCAUUGUUGAGUUUGGAUUGCAGUUGUUGCACAUGAAUCUGAAGCGAUCCAAGCUGUCUCCAUCUAACCAGCAACACCUUCGGAUGUUGGAUCCAUUUAUUCCCAUCCUCAUGGACUCACUCACUUCCAAAUAUACCAAGGUGACAGUAGUGGCCCUCCGUUGCAUCACAUGGAUGCUACGAUACCCUCUGCCCUCCAUCAGCAAAAGUGCAUUCAGAUUGACGAAGAUACUCUUCAAAAUCCUGCACACCCACGCGAUGGCGGGAGCAGCAAAAGGAGCUAACUUUGACAUCGUCGUCAGCUGUUUCAAGGCUGUCACAGUGCUAGUCCGUGAUGUGAAGCAACACAUGAUCGAUGAGAAACAACUACAGGUUCUACUGACCUACGCAGAGGAAGACAUGCAUGAUCACACCAGACAAGCCACGGCAUUCGGUCUACUCAAGGCUAUUCGGUCGAGGAAGUUGAUUGUACCCGAGAUGCACGAUGUGAUGAAGAAGGUUGCUCAGCUAUCGAUUACAUCAGAGAGUCCUUCAGUCAGAUUACAAUGCAGACAGGUUGUACUGAAUUUCCUUCUGGACUACCCUCUUGGGAACAAACUGAAGCGCCACCUAGAGUUCUAUGUCAGACAGUUGAACUUUGACCUUGAGACUGGCCGUGAAUCCUCGCUGGAGAUGCUGGCCACUAUCUUCUCAUCAUUCCCACAGAUCUACAUUUUGGUGUUAUUGAUACAGAAAACACUGGAGACGUAUGCAGGAAUGUUUUUUAUUCCGAUGGCAACAAGACUAGUCAACGAUGAAUCAGCUAAAUGUCGCAAGAUCACUGCAUUGGCCAUCAGGUCAUUGCUGCAGAAGUUAUGGGUAGAGAAGAGAGACGAACUCUUCACCAUGGCAACCCACUGGCUCCAUGACGACAAACCAGCCCAUCAGCGUCUUUCCUCACAGCUUUGUGGCAUCUUUGUCGAUGCCGAGGAGGCAGGUUUCCAGCGACGGUUGGAUGACAUACUUCCUCAGAUGCAGGAACAUAUCAAACCAGAUGGGUUGCAGAAGGAUGGCAUGUCUGCAAUGGAGACAGAUGUUACAUCUAUGGAGGAGAGACAUACAGAUCACAUGUUGUUCAACUUGCUAUCAGCGUUAGCCAAGAUGAUUAAACACUGUUCGAUCAUCGGCAACAAGGCGUACACAGACACCCUGAAUGCAAUCUGGGAUCCAUCCAAUCUCAUCUUCUCCAUCCGCACUCCUGGGUGCGUCUGGUUUCGGCCCAGCUCUUUGGAGACCUGUUUGCUUCAAAACAACCAGACAUCAUUGCCAGGACCAUGCUGAAAGCUGCGUCUGGUACCUAGACUACUAACACCUCGGCCAAUGAGAAUCGGAUGGGGAAGAAGACAAAACGCAAGAGGAAGGCUGAUAAAGAAAGGGGCGGAGUCACAGGUAAAGUGGAGGCGGUGGAGUAUCCAUUGAACCAUGGACAGGAAAUCGUCAGGGAGUUAGUCUUUACAUUUUGCAAGCAGCUUCAGUUGGCCUUGCUGAACAAAGAUCUUGGAGAUCAGGUUGUGAGAAAUCUUGUGUUCCUUGGAAAAGUCAUCCAAGGUCAUCACCGUUUGUAUCCGGAUAAAACUUAGAUUUACCAAAUGGAGGAGAGAUCGGACAGUGAAGAUGAAAAUGAUGAUGAAAAUGAUGAAAGGACUCCCAAGCUCUCUGCAGAGCAGAAUACCACCAACACGGACAAACAAGGACUUGGACGUCGGACUCCGAGCCCCGCUGACUUGACUUGGUUCUUGAGGAGGAUGUGUCGCAUCGCUGCCUCAGAGGCAGCCAAGACACCCAAACAGACUCUGAGACAGACUUGUGUUGUCAAGUGGCUUGCUGCCAUGGCAAUGGAUGUAGGAGGAGACAGAUUGCCCAGUUAUCUGAAGCUAAUGAUGAAGCCGAUGUGUCGGGAGAUCGGUGAUCAAAAGUCACACGCAGACAACGAUCUUCGUCAGCUUUGUCAGGAAGCAUUGGAUCUCAUCAAGGGCCUUGUGGGAUUGGAGACAUUCUCUCAUGCUUAUGCUGACGUCCAAAGGGUCAUCACACAGACCAGAAUCCAAAGCAAACAACAGAGGGCGCUACAGGCUGUUGCUGAUCCAGUCCAAGCAGCAAAACC